AUGGCUGAGCCUCUCCACGCCAGCGAUCACGCCUUCCUCGGCAUGACGCAAAGCCUCUGCCCCGAGUGCUUGGAGGUCGUGCCAGCGAAGAUCCUCCGCCGCGACCGGCGCGUUUACUUUCGCAAGCGAUGCCCCACGCACGGCGUGCGAGAGGACUUUGUUUCGGGCGACGCGGCGUGGUUCGAUCGGCACGUUGGCAAUAACAUCGGCAAGACGCCGCAUCGCAGGGCGGUCGGGCCGCGUCGGGGGUGUCCCUACGACUGCGGUCUGUGCACCGAGCACGAGCAGCACACGUGUCUAGCGCUGCUCGAGAUCACCAGCUCUUGCAAUCUGACCUGCCCGAUGUGCUUCGCCUCGAGCGCGCCGGGCGGAAGGCAUCUAUCGCUCGAGGAGUGCCGCCGAGCGAUCGACGCCCUUGUCGCGGCGGAAGGACGCCCCGAGGUGCUCCAGCUCUCCGGAGGCGAGCCAACAAUUCACCCCGCGCUGCUUCCGAUUAUCGAUUACGCCCGCGAUCAGCCGAUCGACAUCUUGAUGAUCAACACGAACGGCGUCCGCUUGGCAAAGGAUCGACAGCUGCUCGAAGAACUUGCCGCACGGCGCGAUCGGUUAGAGAUCUAUCUUCAGAUGGAUGGCUUCCGGGACGAGGUCUAUCGCCGGCUGCGCGGCGAGGACUUGCUUGAGACGAAGCUUGCCGCCAUCGAGGCGUGCGGCGAGGCAGGCCUCAACAUGACGCUGGUCGCAACCUUGCAGGCGGGCGUCAACUUCGGCGCCGGCGAGGUUGGUGAGUUGAUCGAUUACGCUUCCGCACGGCCGUGGGUGACCGGCGUCAGCUUCCAGCCGGCGACUUACUCGGGCCGUCACUUCUUGCCGGCGGAAUUGGAGAUGCGCGUCACGCUGCCGGACGUGAUCCACGCCGCGGAGCGAGAGACCGCAGGCCGCUUCCGCGAAAGCGACUUCACACCGCUGCCGUGUGCACAUCCCAACGCCCACGCCAUCGCUUACGCCUAUCGGUCGGGCGGCCGCGUCACACCGCUGGCGAGGCUGAUCGACCUGGGUGAGCACAUCGAUCUGCUCUCCGGCCGGAUCACGUACACACGUCCGCGGGCCAAAAAACUGAUCGAGGAGUACCUCAGCCGCCAGUGCUGCGGACCCGGUGGUUGCGGCACGAGCGGUUGCGAUCCCAUUGAUUCACCCCCAGCGACGCUAGGCAUGAACUUGCCCGUACUCGAAACGACGCCGAAUACCGAUACUGACUUGGCGACGAUCGGGCUGGAGUUCGUCGAACGAGCUAUCUCCGAACGACUCGACCCGUGCGACGUCUUCCGAGUCACCAUCACUAGCUUCAUGGACGCCUACAACUUCGACCUGCGGCAGUUGAUGCAGUCUUGUGUCGCCUUUGCGCUGCCGACGGGCCAUCUGAUCCCUUUCUCGGCCUACAACGUCUUGUCGAUGAUCGACCCGGUCUAUACGCUCAUCAUGGCUGCCGCGGUGCUAGCCGGCGGGGUGGUGCUCCACCGCAGCCAACGGUCGCUGCCGAUCGACAGAACCGAUCGCCUGGCGAUCGGCUUCGCCGCGUUCUGCGGGGCGAUGAUCGGUUCCAAAGCGCCGUUCGUACUGGCGGGCGAUGCGGCAUGGUGGUCGGCGCCGGCUUGGCUUGCCAAUGGCAAGACCAUCCUCGCCGGCCUCGUCGGCGGCUAUUUGGCGGUCGAACUCGCCAAGUGGGCCUUGGAGAUUCGCACGAAGACCGGCGACUCCUUCGCGCCGGCGGUGGCGGUUGCCGUGGCGAUCGGUCGGCUGGGCUGUUUCCGUGCGGGGUGCUGCUAUGGCGUCCCGACCGACGCACCUUGCGGCGUUGUCUUUCCACUCGCAGACCAGUUGCCGCGUCACCCAACCCAACUCUACGAAGCUGCUUUCCACGCCGUGAUGGCGAUCGUGCUUAUCACGCUCCAGCGUCGAGGCUUGUUCCGCGGCCAGUUGCUGAAACUCUACAUCAUGACUUAUGCCGUUUAUCGGAUG
Messenger RNA from Symbiodinium sp. CCMP2456, 2016 nucleotides. The record is from the annotation of a GenBank genome assembly. NCBI's taxonomy places the organism in Eukaryota, Dinophyceae, Suessiales, Symbiodiniaceae.